Messenger RNA from Brettanomyces bruxellensis, 252 nucleotides. RefSeq lists its product as uncharacterized. NCBI's taxonomy places the organism in Eukaryota, Fungi, Ascomycota, Pichiomycetes, Pichiales, Pichiaceae. The transcript is spliced from 2 exons. The record is from RefSeq and is a predicted model, not a curated record. Bases 1 to 252 code for a protein of 83 amino acids. Gene Ontology annotation, biological process: translation. Gene Ontology annotation, cellular component: mitochondrion.
AUGGCAAGUAAGUCUAAUCAGUCACCUUCAAAAGCUAGAACUACAAUUGUUCAACUCAUAUCAACAGCCAAAACUGGCUAUCGUAGGACUCUAGUUGUCCCAAGAACUGCAAAGGAAGUUACUCAGGUUAGAUAUGAUCCAAUAGCGCAAAGGCAUGUUAUGUUUGUGGAAUCAAGAAAGAGAAGAGGUGCCAUUCCUGUGAAACCUUUGGAUUUCUCACGAGGAGCCUUUGACUGGAAGAAAAAGAGAUGA